Molecule: messenger RNA, 1338 nt
Organism: Saccostrea echinata
Lineage: Eukaryota; Metazoa; Mollusca; Bivalvia; Ostreida; Ostreidae
Product: AP-3 complex subunit sigma-1-like
Exons: 6
Coding region: 116-682 (188 amino acids)
Biological process (GO): Golgi to vacuole transport; protein transport
Cellular component (GO): AP-3 adaptor complex; intracellular membrane-bounded organelle
Source: RefSeq, a predicted model, not a curated record
UAUUCAGAGCUUCUGUUUUACUUCCGGUCACAACGUCAACUCCCCUUCUUCACUAAAUUUUCAAUAAUAUAUUUAACAAGAGACUGUAAAAUGAGCUGAAAGAAUACACACAACGAUGAUCAAGGCUAUUCUAGUUUUCAAUAAUCACGGAAAGCCCAGGCUUUCUAAAUUUUACCAAUAUUUCCCAGAAGAUGUUCAGCAGCAAAUCAUCCGCGAAACAUUUCAUCUUGUGUCUAAACGAGACGAUAAUGUGUGCAAUUUCCUGGAAGGAGGAACGUUGAUAGGGGGCUCUGACUAUAAAAUCAUAUACAGACAUUACGCCACUCUGUUCUUUGUUUUCUGUGUGGAUUCUUCAGAGAGUGAGUUAGGAAUUCUGGACUUGAUACAGGUGUUUGUGGAAACACUAGACAAGUGUUUUGAAAAUGUUUGUGAGCUGGAUCUCAUUUUUCAUGUGGACAAGGUACACAACAUUCUGUCAGAGCUUGUGAUGGGAGGUAUGGUCUUAGAAACCAACAUGUCAGAAAUCCUCACCAGAAUAGAGGAACAGAAUAAACUAGAGAAAUCAGAGGCCGGGAUAACAGCUGCUCCUGCACGAGCCGUGUCAGCAAUGAAAGAUAUGAAUCUUCCACAGAAAAUAAAGGACAUUAAAUUACCAGAUCUCCCUAAUAUUCUGAAAAACUGACCAUGAAGACCCUCUAAAACACUGACCAUGAAGACUUAAAAAAAAUGACCUUCGAAGCAUUCUAAAAAAACUGACCGAGGAAGCAUUCUAAAAAAAAAAAAAAACUGACCGUCAAUCAUGAUAGACUUAUAAGCAUAAUUCAUAAUCCUGGAUGUUGUGACUUUGUUAUGAUGUUUUGUCAUUUGUGUUCAUGGUUUAUAUCAGAAUUUGUUAUUCAAAGAAAACCAAAUUGAAGUGCUAAUUAAAUUAACAAAAAAAGUGAUAAAACUAGUUUUACUAUACAGGAAUUCAGUUUGCAUUUUUAUUUAAUAUGAUAUUGUGUUCAUGCAAUAUUGAAUACAGCAUACUGUAAACCAACUAUUAUUCGCAUCAACUUUAAUUCGCGAUCGUCAGAUUGAAAUCAAUCCGUGUCGAUUAAUUUUCGCAACUGAAAAAAUAUUCUCUUCAAUUACAAAGCAAAAUAAACACUUCGCAGCGAUUAAUAUUCGUGAGUAACAGUAGGUUGCAAAACUGGUGGAUAUUUCUUGCACACGACUAAAAGUUGGGUUACAGUACUUAAAAACAGGAGUAUGAAAGUAAAAGAUAUUAAGAGUCAUGAAAAGACUUUUUCAGUUUUACGUAGGGGAACAAUAAACAAAUUAACCUGGAAUCUAGAA